Parnassius apollo (apollo) is the source of this 561-nucleotide messenger RNA. The record is from the annotation of a GenBank genome assembly. NCBI's taxonomy places the organism in Eukaryota, Metazoa, Arthropoda, Insecta, Lepidoptera, Papilionidae.
AUGCACACUUUGAGAUUAUUAUGGACAGCUAAUAAUGAAACAACAUUGCAAAGACGUCAAACAAGAGUAAAUCGUCGUAAAAUGGUGCAAAUUGUGGAGAUGGAGGAAUUGGAAUUUGUUCAUCGUUUUAGAUUUCAGAGGCGAUUUAGACUUCCGGGUAUAGUUGGAUGCAUAGACUGUACCCAUGUGGUAUUUUUUAUUAGGAAAGGUUAUCAUUCAUUGAAUGUACAAAUAGUAUGCAACAGUAAUUUAAAAACUACUAAUGUAAAUCCAAAGUUUGACGGAGCUAACCUCAUUCAUAGCAGAAUGGAAACAUUUAUGCGAAAAUUGCACCAAAAUGGAGAACAAGUGUGGUUAUUAGGUGAUUCUGGAUAUCCUCAGCGGCCAUGGCUGAUGACUCCCAUAUUAAAUGCAGUUCCUGGCUCAGUUGAAGAUACAUAUACUCAGCGACAUGUACAAGCAAGAAACUGUAUAGAGCGCUGUUUUGGAUUGCUAAAGUCACAUUGGAGGGACUUACGUUAUGUGAUUUGUGAAAGCAAUGUAACAAAGCCUUAUUACUAA